AUGGAUUCUGCAACAGCCAGAUCCAGAUCUAGAAGCCCUCGGGCAUCCUCGUCUGAGGACGAGCAAUUCGAUGUUGAAGUCGAGUCCGCUGCCGAAGAGCCGGAGCUCGACGGUCAAGCUUGGCAGCUCGACUUCAACAGCUUUGGCACCGGGCCUGUCGACGUGGAUAUGAUCUUCAAACAGACUCUGCCCAGAGAAUUGCCUGUCGGGGAUGAUGUGCUGUACAUCAGCAAGGAGGGUGCGGUCCCAAAAAUCUAUCCUGAAAGGGGAUGUUUCAUUCAUUUGGCCGCACAUCCUGUGGAUGUCUUUUGUGCUGCUCCCCCUGGCUGCCGAAAUUUGUACUCUGGCAAAAGGAAGAUCUGCGAGGCACUGGUGAAGCAGGGGUUGCAACUUGCUGUGCCAUGUGUGGCUGGGGAGUCACUGAUGCUGGGGAUGACCAAGAUUCCCUGCAAAAUGUUUCUUGCUGCCUUGGAAGCCUGCAACAUAGACACAGUGUACGUGGGACACUUUGGGGCCCGGUGGCCUUGUGCCACAAUCGGGGACGGUGUCCGUGCCGGGGUCUUAGCUGGCUUAACCUCUUGGCACACUGGUGUUGACCUUGCUUGCAGACUGGGUGACAAAACCAAGAUUUUAUUGCUUGGUUUCAAUAUUGGCGACACAAGUGGUGUUACCAAUAUCCCUGCCUUCCACCCAGCCAUGUAUGGCACUUUGGAGAUCAAGGCCAGAAGAUCUGGCAGGGAAGCCCCCCUUAGGGGGAAUGAUGUGGGCAAAUAUUUGAUUGCCUACCAGCUGAAAGUCUUCACAGCUUUGGUGCUGCAUGGUGUCUUCGACAUGAAGGUGGGCUCUUGGAAGGAGAUCUCAGUCCAAGACUACAAGAUGGCCAUUGAGAAAGCUUGGGAUGAGUUUGAGAGUUUUCCUGACCACGGCCCUGGCUUCGCAGCUCGAAGACGUUCCUGGUUUAAGCUUUUGUCCACAUUGGGACAUAUUUCUGGCCGAUAUGAAAGACACAUAUUUACAUCACUGAAGCCACAGCAGGGGAACGAUGUGGCAGUGGAAGAGCAUGAAGUGGCCGCACAACACCCUGCCGAGGAGCCUUCGGCAAAGGAAGUUGCUGCUGGGCCACAGGGGUCACAAUCAAUUGGUCUGCCCAAUGCCGCCAACUACGACCACAUCCAGCAAGAGAACCAGCUGACAGAUGAGGCGAAAGCAAUCUUAACCAAGCUUCCACUCAAGACAUGCAAGGGCUCCAGGAAAUAUGUGGUAUAUUACAGAAAUGGAUGGGGUUUGUCGACCUCCAAGAAGUGCUACAAGUCAAGUGGGUUUGCGACAAGGGAAGGCUUGUCUCAAGCCGUGGCUGACUGGUGUGCAGACGGUGGCGAUGCCUGGCACCUCAGAGUCAAGCUAGACUGA
Molecule: messenger RNA, 1410 nt
Organism: Symbiodinium sp. CCMP2592
Lineage: Eukaryota; Dinophyceae; Suessiales; Symbiodiniaceae
Source: the annotation of a GenBank genome assembly